AUAUUCGUAGGUAGGCAAAGUUUGUAAUUGGAACUAGCACAUGAUACACAUACAUAUUAUAUAUAUUCAUACAUAUACACUACAAGCUAUAGCUAUCUGAUCUGGUCAUCAUGGCCGCUCUUAUCAAGUACUCGUUAGUUCUGGCAUUGAUGGUUGUAAUGUCUUGCUACAAAUUUGAGGUUUGUUUAGGAUUUAACCCUAAGCAAUUGAACAUGUCCGCCUUAAAUCGCCGCUCUGCUCAUUGGUCCACUGCCGGCGCAACUUGGUACGGCAGCCCUGAUGGUGCCGGUAGUGAUGGAGGGUCUUGUGGGUACGGGAAGUUGGUAUCACAAAGUCCAUUCUCGUCCAUGAUUACUGCAACAAGCCCAUCUCUCUAUAAAUCAGGCAAAGAAUGUGGAGCCUGCUAUCUGGUGAAGUGUACAAAAAACAAAUAUUGCUCAGGGAAAGCAGUGAGAGUAGUGAUAACCGAUUCAUGCCCCGGAUGUGUUGCCGGUUCUGCUCAUUUUGAUCUCAGUGGAACUUCUUUUGGUGCCAUGGCUCUUCCUGGCCAACAAGACAAGCUUAGAAACACGGGAGUUUUACAAAUUCGAUAUUCACGGGUGGCAUGUGACUAUUCUGGAAAAAGAAUAGCAUUUCACGUUGACCAGGGUUCAAAUUCGAACUACUUCGCAAGUGUGGUCGAGUUCGAAGAGGGAGAUGGUGACCUUGCAGCUGUGGAGUUAAGGGAAGCUUCGUCCAAAACAUGGCGAGCCAUGCAGCAAUCAUGGGGUGCCGUUUGGAAAUUGGACGCUGGCUCACAGCUACACCCUCCUCUCUCCUUGAGGUUGACUUCAAAAUAUUCUGGUCAGACUCUUGUCGCCAAAAAUGUCAUACCAGAUGGCUGGAAGCCUGGUGCCACUUAUAGAUCCCUGGUUAAUUAUAAUGAGUAGUAUGAUCACAUAAUCCAUUUUACAGUUUUAGUAAAUUAUAUAUAAUUAUAUAUAGUUAAUGCUUAAUUGUUAAAAUCAAAGAGUUAUAUCUAUUAGUUAGUGAUCUUCAAACAUGUAAAAGCGAUUGAGUAAUAUAUAGUACUCCUCGAUCGAAUGGUUAUGUAAUGUAAAUCGCUAUGCAAGUACUACUAUUACACAUAGUAUAAUAUAUGUAUGAACCUACUAGUUGGUGUUCAAAAGAAAAUGUAUGAAGUUAUUUGUUGUUCAAAAAAAAUGUGUAAGAAUUUUUGGUAAUUCUACAUAUUGGAAUAUAGCUCUUUCGAGGGGUAUGUUAGUUGCAUUC
Cannabis sativa is the source of this 1272-nucleotide messenger RNA. RefSeq names its product putative expansin-B2. Gene Ontology annotation, cellular component: extracellular region. Gene Ontology annotation, biological process: sexual reproduction. Bases 111 to 929 code for a protein of 272 amino acids. The record is from RefSeq and is a predicted model, not a curated record. The transcript has 4 exons. Lineage: Eukaryota; Viridiplantae; Streptophyta; Magnoliopsida; Rosales; Cannabaceae.